Molecule: messenger RNA, 942 nt
Organism: Prunus armeniaca (apricot)
Lineage: Eukaryota; Viridiplantae; Streptophyta; Magnoliopsida; Rosales; Rosaceae
Source: the annotation of a GenBank genome assembly
AUGAUGGUUGAGAGAGAUCAAGAUUUGGGUUUGAGUCUGAGCUUGAAUUUUCCUCAGACCCACAACCACAACAACAACAGCAGUACCACCACCAGCACCCUUCAGCUCAAUCUCAUGCCUUCUUUGGUCCCUACUUCUGCUUCUUCUCCUUCUGGGUUUCUUCCUCAAAAACCCUCUUGGAAUGAGGCCUUGAUUUCUUCAGAUCGAAACUCCAACUUCGAAACGUGCCGGGUCGGGCCCCGAUCGUUCCUUCGGGGCAUCGACGUGAACCGGUUGCCUUCCACGGGCGACUGCGAAGAUGAGGCGGGCGUGUCGUCGCCCAACAGCACGGUGUCGAGCGUGAGCGGCAAGCGGAGCGAGAGAGAGGCCAAUGGCGAAGAUCUCGACAUCGAGACUCGAGGCAUCAGCGAUGAAGAAGACGGCGAGACCUCUAGAAAGAAGCUCAGGCUCUCCAAGGACCAGUCCGCCAUUCUUGAAGAGAGCUUCAAGGAGCACAACACUCUCAACCCAAAGCAAAAGUUGGCGUUGGCUAAACAGCUUGGUCUCCGGCCUAGACAAGUGGAAGUCUGGUUUCAGAACAGAAGAGCAAGGACUAAGUUGAAGCAAACGGAGGUGGACUGUGAGUUCUUGAAGAGGUGCUGUGAGAAUCUGACAGAAGAGAACAGGCGGUUGCAGAAGGAGGUUCAGGAGCUGAGAGCACUGAAACUUUCCCCACAGUUCUACAUGCAAAUGACCCCACCCACGACACUCACCAUGUGCCCCUCGUGUGAGCGUGUCGCGGUCCCACCCAACUCCUCAUCCUCAACCGUCGAGCCCCGGCCCCACCCCCACCCCCAAAUGGGUUCGGUCCAGACCCGGCCCAUCCCCAUCAACCCGUGGGCAUCCGCCACCCCAAUCCCCCACCGUCCGCUGCCGUUCGACGCCUUCCACACCCGGACGUAA